This is a messenger RNA of Anopheles gambiae (African malaria mosquito), 2902 nucleotides long. RefSeq lists its product as uncharacterized. Bases 1426 to 2460 code for a protein of 344 amino acids. Gene Ontology annotation, molecular function: nucleic acid binding. Lineage: Eukaryota; Metazoa; Arthropoda; Insecta; Diptera; Culicidae. The record is from RefSeq and is a predicted model, not a curated record. The transcript has 2 exons.
AAACAACCCUCUCCGGGUUCAUUGUACCCCUUCCAACAUACUUACACUUCCUGCUGGGCAGUUAGUAAGUGUAAUCGAACCACUUUUUUUUUCUUCUGCCCAUCUCAACCGUUACAGUCCAGACCGAUGCGGUGAUCGGUUGAUAUUGUUGUUUUUAAUUCCCUUUUUUAUGCGCUGUAAAAGCAACUGCAAGCCUCCCCGAUCAGUCUCUCGUGCAGGUGCCGGUGUCCGACAGGUUUUACGUGCGGCACGAUUUGACCCUUUGUAUUUCCCACCCGCUUGCCGGAACCGGGGCGAAGGGGUAACGCGAUUGUUGCUGCUUCCGUUAUGCGUUCUUGCUUCGAGCUCUUUGUUUUGCGCCAGCAUAAGAGUUUGCUUGAUCGAGUAGUGAGCUGAGGGAUUGUGCUAAAACAAAAAAACCCUCACAAACACGCAAAGAUCCGGCACCGACGGUUGGGGGGAGGAGGAGAGAGAGAGGUAGGUCAGAUUUACGUCAAAACCCGUGUGCGCGCACGAUCGCCGGUAUGUUCUGUUUUCAUUAAGGGAGAAGGAACACGAUCGACAAGUGCGGCGCAGUUAUGCCAAGCCAAGCUCUCUACUUCCUUCUUCUAAGCUGCGUGAAGGCAUGUUUGCUUGUUUUUGAUAGGAACAAUCCGCUUCAAAUUCUAGCGCAAUACGCAAAGGCAACACGUUGCGUUGCGUACUACAGGGUUUUCCAGUGGUUCUGAUAACUUUGAGAUGCUUAACGGACUCUAUCGCACGGGAAGUGAUACUUUUGGCGCGUUAGCGAUAAAUCUGUAACUUUACUGAACUCUAUGUGACGGGAAGUAGAUUCUUUGGCACCUUUUUUGGACAAGUCAUUUGGGUGCCGUUUGCCAGCUGGGUUUUCGUAUACAUGAGGUGGUUGAAGUAUUGCUAUUUUCAAUAAUACACAUCAAUAUAAAAUUUGCACUAUAUAUGGCUAUACACAUUUAUUAAAAUUAUGAUCAAAGCAUGAUAUGUUUUGUAAAUUAUCGAGUGAUGUUAUUUUACUUCAAUUUAUGUUGCUUUGUUAUGGAAGAGUAAUAACAUUCAAGUCAACUAGCGUUUAUAAACAUUCGCGAGUGAAAUCAUCUGCUGUCAAUUCGAAUGGGUGGGAAACAACUACAACAACAAUUUUCCACAACCAAACGCAUUCCGAAAAUAUCGCUUCAAAAAAGGUUUCAUGCUGUCGUGGCUGUGCUGUGCACCAAAACAUAAUAGUGCUAAUUCGUGAAUCUUAUUGCACACAGUAUGUAUUUAAGCCCAUAACACUUGAAGUAGUUGUAAUUAUUUACGUGUUCCGAAUGUUACAGGUGUUUCAAUAUAACCGAAAUCAUUGGAUGCUGUUUGUGAAGAUCGAUUGUGUCAUCAUUUUACAAGCAAAACUCAAAUAUUAUAACAGACAUGGAGCCCAAUACAAGUGCAGCUACACGACGUGUUGUAAAAACCACAUCCGAUAGCGACAGGAAGCGGGUCAUAACGGCGUAUGAAAAUGGCUCAGCUCCAUCAGCAAUAAGCCAAAUGCUUAAUAUAAAGAGACCAACGGUGUAUGGAAUCAUAAAUAAAUACAAUGCAACUUGGCAAAUCGCUGCAGCUAAGCGUGGUGGCACCUGUAAAAAAAAGUUGUCGCAGGAUGCGGUAGAAAGCAUUCGAGCCUGGAUCGACGAAGAUUGUGCGAUCACGCUGAAGUCACUGGCACAGAAAGUAUUUGAACGACACGGUGUACACGUUAGCAUCUCAACUAUAGCCAGGGAAGUAAAGGGCUUCAACUACUCCUUUAAAAUGCUGCAAAAAAUACCUGAAAGGCGCAACACAACUGCUACGAUCGAGGAACGUACCACAUACGCCAGAAACUUCUACCAAAUAACAAGGGCAUUUCCUGUAAGCGGAUUAAUAUAUUUGGACGAAGUGGGAUUCAACGUGAGCAUGCGGACAAGCAAGGGCAGAUCUCAGAAAGGAACGCCAGCAGUAACCGUGGUUCCUCAAAUUAGAACUAGAAAUAUAUCGAUAGUAUGUGCAAUGAAUUCGAAUGGGAUCGUACAUUACGUCACCCACAACCAACCUGUAAACAGAGAGCUAUUUACCAAUUUUAUUUAUGAGCUUAAAGAUAUAUUGCGAUCCAAAAACAUUAAUAGAAGCUAUUUAAUAAUGGACAACGUUGCUUUCCACAAGAGCCAGUCCGUGCAGGAAGCUAUAGGAACCGUUAUAGACAAACCUCUCUAUCUACCCCCAUAUUCUCCCUUUUUAAACCCCAUAGAGAAUAUGUUUAGCAAGUGGAAGAAUUAUGUAAAAAGAUCUAACUGCACUAAUCACGACCAACUAAUGGAAGCUAUAUGCAACGGAGCAAAUUAUGUUACCGCAGAAGAUUGCGAAGGGUUUAUAAACAACAUGUGGAACUACAUGUCACGCUGUUUAAGCGGUGAAGAAAUAUUAGAUUAGAUGUAUCUUUAUUCUUUGAUAGCUCCUUUGAUAGAAUUCAAUAGUUUUAUUCAAUAGUUUAGAUAGAUGAGAUUAAUUAGUAGUAGUUAAGUCGAUUAACACUUCAAUGGAAAACCGUACUCCAAGAAUUUUUCCUCAAAAUGUGCUGUGCAGUUUCCUCAACAGUUAUUACGUUUUUUUUUUUUCAUUAGUUAAGUUCUUCAUCUUUAGAUGGAAAAACGAUACUCAAAGAGUUCCUUGAAAACGUGCUGUGCAGUUUUCUCAUCAUUAAUUACUUUUUUUAGUCAGUAGUAAAUAUCUUGAUUGUUAGAUGGAAAACAAUACUCAAAGAGUUCCUUGAAUAAAAUACAAUGCAAUUUUCGAACGUUUCUUAAAUCAGUUUGUUUUAGUUCUGAAAGAAAAACUAAGCUGUUUGCUUUCUUAAACCAGCUUUUAUUUACGG